AUGGUGCAACUCGAAUACAUGGAAACUAUUUUUGAAAAGGCGGUAGCCGCUGAAAAAUCGGAUCCAUUGGCUGCCAUCAAGUUAUUUACGAGUAUUGUAGAGAGAGAUGUGGAUCCUUCACAAGAAGAUGACGUCAGGCAUAAGGAACAAUCCAUUUUGAAGCUUGGUACACUUCUGUUUGACCAAAAAAAUGCAGAAGCUCUUGCUGACCUCAUCAAAAAGACUCGUCCAUUUUUAGGAUUGGUCAGCAAAGCCAAAGCAGCCAAUUUGGUUCGGGCAUUGGUUGAUCAUUUUCUUGACUUGGAGGCAGGGACUGGCAAAGAGGUUGACUUAUGCAAAGACUGCAUCACUUGGGCUAAGAAUGAGAAAAGGACAUUUCUCCGCCAACCUCUUGAGGCUCGUCUUAUCUCUGUCUAUUAUGAUACUAAAAAUUACCAAGAAGCCCUGGCUCUUUCUGCUACCCUGCUGAAGGAACUGAAAAAACUGGAUGACAAAGCUCUCCUUGUGGAAGUCCACUUACUUGAGAGCAAAAUUUAUCAUGCACUGACAAACUUGCCCAAGGCCAGGGCUGCUUUGACUGCUGGGCGAACUACAGCCAAUGGAAUUUAUUGUCAACCCAAACUGCAGGCUGCACUUGAUCUACAGUCAGGUAAAUGUUUUCUUGUGCUCUGA
Messenger RNA from Acanthosepion pharaonis, 672 nucleotides. The record is from the annotation of a GenBank genome assembly. Lineage: Eukaryota; Metazoa; Mollusca; Cephalopoda; Sepiida; Sepiidae.